Messenger RNA from Hyaloscypha bicolor E, 531 nucleotides. RefSeq lists its product as uncharacterized. NCBI's taxonomy places the organism in Eukaryota, Fungi, Ascomycota, Leotiomycetes, Helotiales, Hyaloscyphaceae. The record is from RefSeq and is a predicted model, not a curated record. The transcript has a single exon. The annotation marks the transcript as partial.
CUUCCUCCGCUCCUAGAUCCAUACUCAAACUCCAUUGACCAUGCCCAAACAACAACAGUCUUACCAUACCUCCACAACGCUCGCUGCAUUUGCCUCAGCAUUCAAGAUCUGCUUGCCAUGAGAUCGCCCUUCUACCUCACUGACACAACAAUAGAUGAUGAUGCUGCACCCCUCCUCGUGGCAGCACGUAAGCCUUGGAUUCCUGCUCAGCUACAACAAACGCCGCCCCAGAUUUUAUUUCCGCAUUAUCCUUAUCUUGGCCUUCUACCCUUUCCCGCGUUGCGAGUACGAGCAAUCACGCUUGCGUCUUUGUUUAAUCCGAUGGAACUGAAAAGGGAUAUUUUUCGAGAAGGCUUGGCAUACUAUCGGGGAACUCGAAGUAGGGAACCUUUGGGGAGUAAACAGCCAUGUGAUAUAAGGAGCUGCGAAGUUAAGCCGUGGUUUUUGAAGAAGUGGAUGUUGCUGAUGGAUUCCUCUGCCAUGGAUGGAAGCAAAGCAAUAUAUGAUAUGAGUAUUUUGGGUGGGGUUUGA